GCAUACAGUUUGAAGUAAGCCAACGAAGCGUACGGACGUGCGCAACCAAACAGAGCAGCAAACCAGAACAAAGUGAACGAACCCAAAUUGCCGCAUAUUUGACGUGUGCGUAAACAGCAGCAGCAGCAGUAAUAACAACAACAAAGAAUUUGUGUAGUUAAUUUAUUCAUUGUGUGCGUUGACGUGCGAAUCUGCAAAGAGAAAGUCUUGAGUCAUCUGCAGAAGAAAGACAUACAUUAAUAAUUACAAACAAUUGUGCAAUUGGAAACAAAGGAACAAGUUUCCUUUGAUAGCAUCAACAACAACAACAACAACAACACCAACAAAUUCAUCACAUCUCCGAUCUUGACAAUGGCUGUGGCCUUCUACAUACCCGACCAGGCAACGUUGCUGCGCAAGGCUGAAGAGCAGGAGCAGCAGCUGUUGCGCCUACGUCACUGGCAAAUGGCCACAAUGGUGCUGAACACCAUUCGCCAGAUGAUGGAUUCGACGGCAAGUCAGUGCCUGCAGCGAGCGGGACGCAAGUGCGGCAAGUGGCGCAAACCAUCGCAAUAAAACAGAAACGCAGCCUUGAGUAAACCACAAACAUCUACUACAAUCUACUACUACGGCAACCACAACUACAACUACAACUACAACUGGAACAACAACUACUACAGUCAACACUCAGUACAAGCACAAGGAACAACAAGUUGCCGUCGGAGUACUUCACCGACGGCAAAAGAACAAGUGAAGUCUUUAUGAUUUUCCUUAAAUCAUUUUUCCAAAAUUACAACAAACAACCCCUCUUAAGUUUACUCAUCAAAGCGAUUGUGAUAAUGGUUUUGUUUCUACCCAGCAACAAGAAGAGCAUCGAUGACAUCAAGAACAUAUAGCUUCGAUUUAGCAAUAUUUGAUUUUUGAUAUAUGUAUAUUUAAAUCUUAUUAUCGAAACACUUAUGUAUUAGUUUGUAAGUUUUUUUGUAAGCGAGAAAAUUUUUGUAAAAGCUGACAAAGAGAUUAUACAGAAUCCCGAUAUAAUUAUUUAUAAGGUUUGCUGAAAAUUGCAUCAAUUUUUUGUCAAACAAAAAAACAAAAU
Molecule: messenger RNA, 1078 nt
Organism: Drosophila albomicans
Lineage: Eukaryota; Metazoa; Arthropoda; Insecta; Diptera; Drosophilidae
Product: cell death protein rpr
Exons: 1
Coding region: 352-555 (67 amino acids)
Source: RefSeq, a predicted model, not a curated record